Molecule: messenger RNA, 1827 nt
Organism: Fusarium redolens
Lineage: Eukaryota; Fungi; Ascomycota; Sordariomycetes; Hypocreales; Nectriaceae
Exons: 2
Coding region: 1-1827 (608 amino acids)
Source: RefSeq, a predicted model, not a curated record
AUGCCUUGUCAGACUGCUAUGAAGACAUUGAUUCUCAUACACCAGCUAUCUUUGACCGAGGUACUCCUAGUAGGAAUAAUUAUUUCCUUGAUAGCAACAUUGCUGGGGUUUAUGGAAAACCAAGACUCUUAUCCAUGGCUCGAGUUAUCCCAACCACAAGAAGGAGCCGAGGGGCCAGAUAGUGACAUGAUAUUUGAAACCUCGGCAGUGAGUCCAGAGUUCUACAUGGCAUCACUGACUCAGUCGCAACAACCUUUGAUGUACUCGUUCAAUUUCGAUGUUGAAACAACAUGCUCAUCACCUAUUCCGACAUUCUUUCCAAUACAUGAUGCAGGAUCUCAAACUCUUAGCUUUGCAGAAGCUGUUCAUCUUACUCAAACAGUGGAUGAUGGAAGGGAGGCAUCUAAUAGCUACGAUGCUGAUAAUCAACCCCAGUACUGUUCACUCGACAUGCUCUCAAACAAGUCUUUUCCGUUAAGACAGAAGCCCAUUCAUGAUACUGAAGGCUCAAUUGCUUUUGAAUCAUCACUGGCCUGCAAAUACUUUGACCAGGAUUCAAAAAGCAAUUUCUCAAAUGAAAGGACGAUGAAGCUAUCUUCUACCUUGCUACUGACGUCCGGUCAAGACGAUCGAUUCGCAACACUAGAAUCGGUUGAAAACGAUGUACCUUCAUCGAGAGAAGACUCAGUGUCCCUCAGUUCAACUGAGACGUGCAUUGGCGACGAAGAGGGGAAUCGUUGCUACUCAGUGAUUGAAAGUGAAGAUUCCAGUAUAGAGGAUCUCGAAGAAAGAAAAGCCUUUGCUUGCCCGUAUUUCCGGCUCGAUCCAAUACGCCAUAUCGAAUGCUUGAGUCGUAAGCUCUAUCGCAUUCAAGAUGUCAAGCAACAUCUUUCUCGGCGUCAUUAUGACAAGCGAGACAAGAUGUCAAACACUUCAGACAAUACAAAAGGAGUAAAUUCAAGAACUCAGAGAGUUCUAAAACUCCGCUUAGACAGAAGGUUAUCGCCCGAAAGGCAAUGGCAUGAGAUCUGGAGAACUCUCUUCGAUAAGGCUGUACCCAGAGAAGGGCCAUAUCUCGGAAAUACCAAAGAAGAGGUCGUUGGAAGCAUGAUCGCGAUAUGUAAGAAGGGAAGCAGUCGAGUCGUUCCGGGAAUAUUGAGAAGCUUAGGACUGCCCAAUGAGAAAGGAAAGGCUGUUCAACAGCUUAUGGAACAGCUUUUUAUCGGGUUCCAAGCUUUAUCUGAUAGAGAGUCCCAGGAUACGGGGACAGAGAAGACUUCGACAUAUGAUGAUAUGGGGUCGAUACCAGGGACACCCAAAAGCAUGGAUUUUGACUUUACUUUGCCACUACUUCAAUCGCCCGUGUCAAACGGUCAAGUGGACUUCGCAGCUGAAGACAGCACGGAAAGAUUAGAGUGCAGUCCGGGCUCAGAAAUACAAGCCUGGUCCCCAGACCAUGCUAGUUUUGAAGGAAGUGGGGAGAACGAUGUUGCCCAAUAUGAACCUUUGAAGUAUUCGACGGCAGUUCAACCUCAGACUGUUCCUGGCACAUCAAAGACGUUGCAUUGCUCACAGACGCCUCAUGUCCCUUCCGAUAGGGGUCGAUGGAAGCCACUGGGAAGUUGGAUUACCGAGCUCGAUGAUGAGCAGGACUCACACUUAUGGGAGUAUGCUCGAGGAUGGAAAUGCCACGAGUGCGGAUUUGACUAUGUUUUCAGGCCUUUCGGAGUCACAAGUGACAAGAUGUGUAUCAACUACCCAUGCCAGCACCAAUUUCGCGAGGAUUGCUGUUUAGUUUAUAGGGUAUUAGUUAGAAGAGAAGUUUGA